AUGUCAGAAUCCCAAUCGACAAAUACCCCGCGUUUGAGCGAAGUCUCCAGUGUGGAUUCUCCAAAGGACCUUCCUGACCCAAUUGCUCCCGUGCAGGCCAAUACAAAGGUCGUCAACGCAAGGAUGCCUGGAGUCAAACCCCCCUUUAACUCCAACACCUUCGCUGGCUCCCUUGAUCCGAUGGCAUAUGCAUCAGAAGACAUGUAUCGUAAGACACCCGAAUCCGAUGCACUGGCUUCGUCAGAUGAAGAGCAGGACCAAUCGGCUUCAUACUUUCCACCGGGCCUUAAAAAUCCAAAAUUAGAGAGCAUUUCCACCAUGUCUUCUAGACGUCCCUCGUAUGCAGCCGAAUUUUCCAACCGUAACCGAGCCCUGAAUACUCAAAAUGGACAUGAACCCAUACUGCCGGAAUCUAAUCCAUCAAGCCCGUUGACUGAUCUCUCGGGCUGGCCAGCAUCUAAGAAUCCUCAGGAGAGAAAGGCUUCUAUCAAUCUAACCUGGAGCGCUGGAUCGAUAUGGAAUCAAGGAUCUUCCUCCCGAAAAAAUCCACAAAAAGGUCUCGUUGGUUCGAUCCUCACCAGCACAGGCCCUGGGUCUCUAUAUUCGAGCACAGACGCUAUCCAAUCUCCAACUUCCUUGCUCCCUGGUAGUUCUAGCGACCUCUCAAUUCCGAUCCCUCCAAACCCUCAACCACGGAAUUAUAGAUCCAUGUCAUUUUCCGUAGGUCAACGUGAGUUGGAAGAUCAGGCUAGGCCUAGACUCUCUCCGCCUGCCCAUCAUACUCUAUCAAGACUAUCUGGAUUAAACCAUCGGCCCUCUCGCCCGAGCCUUCUCUCUGAGGAGCACUACGCCAAUGGUAGCCCCCUCAGAAGUGUUUUCGAGGCACCAGAUCAUAUCGAAGAGAGAUACGAGGAAUCUCCAAUUGAAACAUUAGGCUCCACCCAACCGGGAUAUGCCAGUCACUCGCGACAGUAUGAUUCCGUUAGAUUUAGGAACCGUACUAUUUCUACAGCCUCCAGCUCAGGCCGAACCAUUACAGCCGCUUCGGGUCGAACUAGUGACACGAACCCUACGGAUCGAUCUGAUGAUUUUGAGAAUGCACUAGCCGAUGACGACGAAGUUGAUGCUUUGGCUUCUUCCGGAUUCUUCGGCCAUAAUCGUGGAUUUGAAUCGUCAAAUCUAGGUAGGCGAUUUAGUGAGGCACCUCGGAGCACCAACUUUCCAGAAAACCAACGCUUAGAACUUCUCAAGAAGCAGCAUUGGCAGAAUGUGGGAGUCCCAUUUGGAGGUGAAGAAGAUCUUGGGAGCCAGAGCCGUCGACAUUCCUUCGCUGGUCCUCUUUCGAAAGUUCCUGGAGAAGAAUACAGCAUAUCUCAGAGCAGCCAGGUUUUGGAUCAAUACGCCAACACCAGCCCAACCCAACCCGAAGUAAUCAAUUUUGAUAAUUAUCUCAUGGGCGAGCAGCAGCUUCAUAGCCAUGGACUCAGCCCUAACCCGGUUCUUCGAUCGGGAUUCGCCCCAAAUGAAAUGCCUCCUUUGAGCAUUUCUCCUGAGCAACAGCGAAUGAUGAAUGGGCCUGCUAGCAUAUACCAGCCAGGCUAUCCUCCACUCACACAAAUGGCACCACGGAACAACCAAUUGUUGUAUCUCGUUUCAUUCAAAGCUUGCCGUGCAGAUGUCUUUUUCGUUCAAGAAGGGACAGGUCUUAGAGUCAAGAAUGGUGACCUCGUCAUUGUCGAAGCCGAUAGAGGAACGGACUUGGGUACCGUGACUGGAGAAAAUGUUACUUGGAACCAAGCUAAAGCGCUCAAGGAGGAAGCCGCUGCUCGACAUUACGAGUGGCUAAUGAUGUUCUCCAAUCGUCGACCGGGUGGGGCUGCCCCUCCUGGUGCGGCCGCUGGGCCCACGCCAACCCUCGUGAACGGUCAGAGUAUGGGUGACCCAGCUUUGAACCCAGGCCAAAACCCAGACCCCUCUGCGACAGAACUUAAGCCAAAGAUGAUCAAGCGUUUGGCCCAAGUACACGAAAUCCAGACUUUACGUGACAAAGAAGCCAAUGAAGCCAAAGCCAAGAGGGUAUGCCAGCAAAAGGUCCUAGAGCACCGACUCCCAAUGGAGAUUCUAGAUGCUGAGUUCCAAAUGGACUGGAAAAAAUUGACCUUUUACUAUUAUGCGGAUACUUAUAUCAACUUCAACUCUCUCGUUACCGACCUUUUCAAGAUCUACAAAACUCGUAUCUGGAUGUCGGCUAUGAAUCCGGCAUCCUUUGCUCACGCCAAUGGGGGUGCCAUCGGCUCUCGUAUCAACACCGGCCCUCCAAUAUUGCAGGGAGUCAUUAGUGAUCAUCUCUCAGAUGUUGCUAUACAACAACAUUACGGAAACCUCGGCAUUCAAGCCCCUCAGUACGCCUACGCACCUUCCAUCCCUCGCGCCCUUGUUCCACCUGGAACGCAGCAAAUCUACGCCCAGCAGCAAAUGCCACUGCCACAAGCUAUUGCCCUUUACCCGAUCCGCCAGGCUACACAUGGCGUCGUCCCACACCAAGAUUUCAGUCACCUCCCACAACAACAACAAAACAAUGGAUAUUACAUGAACAAUCAAAACGGUGGCACCAGUCCACACGGUCAGGGUCUCGAAUUCCGUCCCACCUGA
Messenger RNA from Orbilia oligospora ATCC 24927, 2652 nucleotides. RefSeq lists its product as uncharacterized. The record is from RefSeq and is a predicted model, not a curated record. Gene Ontology annotation, cellular component: cytoplasm. Bases 1 to 2652 code for a protein of 883 amino acids. The transcript is spliced from 3 exons. NCBI's taxonomy places the organism in Eukaryota, Fungi, Ascomycota, Orbiliomycetes, Orbiliales, Orbiliaceae.